AUGGACCACAAGGACCUUCCAACCCACUCGCAUUUUCUCUCUCUGAACGGGUAUUGUUUGAACCUGGAAGAAAAAACUGCCCUACAAAGCAGUUUGCUGAUUCUCCAAGAAAACAAUCAUUUUCAUACUGUACAUUUCUGGGGAAAAAUUCAGGGUCUUCAAAAUGAUUAUCUCAUCGCAGAAGGAUAUCGCGGCUCCAUGAUGGGAGAAAGAACUAGAUUUUACUCUGUUGAUGGAGGUAUUACCUGGAAUCAAAUGACAUUCGAACUCACUGAAUACGAAAUAAGUUGCAUUGAAACAAUUCGAACCUUGUUUGUUGGAAUCCCUACCCACUCGUAUGUAUUUGAAAAACCAAAAGAAUCAGUGGCCAAAGAGCCCGAGAAAAAACCGGAAGCACAAUCGGAACAAACAGAAAACUCUGAUUCAAAAGGUGACGAAGAUGAACAAUCGAAUGAAGAAAAAGAGGAAGAGGAGAGUCACUCAGAGAAACCUAAACAACCAGUUAAGGACGAAACAUUUACGAUCACAGAAGAAAAAAGGUUAACGUGGACGGUAAAAUCAAUAGACCAAGACGCCAGCGUCGUUCCAAGGGGAGCAUAUGUUGUAAAAAAGGACGAUGACAAGGUCAUUGUUAAAAAUACAACCUUUUCUGGGCUAGACAAAUAUCAGGCAGCAAAGUUGUAUAAUUUUGUACAUUUAAGACUUCCUGUUGAUAAGACCUUGGAGAACAUUGUUGCUCAACAAUUCAUUGACAAGAAUUUAGAUUUUGCAGAUUCAAUCGAUGAUGACAUUCCUUAUGGAUGUUGGACAAUUCAGUAUGAAGAAUUGCUAAAUGUUGUUGUAGUGAGAAGUCUGAUGUGGCCUGGCUAUGUUUUUUAUCAUAGACUUCAAUCUCAAGUGUUUGGAGGAUAUUAUAUCGGAACUGGAUUGAAGAAUGUCGAUUUGUGUUUCAUGAUGCCCUAA
Messenger RNA from Naegleria fowleri, 963 nucleotides. RefSeq lists its product as uncharacterized. Gene Ontology annotation, cellular component: radial spoke; axoneme. The coding region runs from base 1 to 963 and encodes 320 amino acids. The record is from RefSeq and is a predicted model, not a curated record. The transcript has a single exon. Lineage: Eukaryota; Heterolobosea; Eutetramitea; Acrasida; Naegleriidae. Gene Ontology annotation, biological process: axoneme assembly; cilium movement involved in cell motility; motile cilium assembly.